Messenger RNA from Apus apus (common swift), 3746 nucleotides. RefSeq names its product male germ cell associated kinase (gene MAK). Bases 414 to 2375 code for a protein of 653 amino acids. Gene Ontology annotation, molecular function: ATP binding; protein serine/threonine kinase activity. Gene Ontology annotation, cellular component: cytoplasm; nucleus; cilium. The record is from RefSeq and is a predicted model, not a curated record. Lineage: Eukaryota; Metazoa; Chordata; Aves; Apodiformes; Apodidae. Gene Ontology annotation, biological process: protein phosphorylation; cilium assembly; intracellular signal transduction. The transcript is spliced from 15 exons.
CCCGCUCCCGGCCCCGCUCCCGGCCCCGCGCGUCGCUCCGGCGACGAGGCAGAGCGGCCCGGCGGCGGUUGGCGGCGGUUGGCGGCGGGAGGCGGCGGGGCCGGCCCGGGAUCGGCGGCGGCGGGUGAGGCGGGUGAGGCGGCCUCUCGGCUGGCAGCGUCCGUAGCGCCGCAGAUCUAUGCAAGAAUGGUCAUGUACUUCUGUCUCUUAAACUUUAUAUCUGGAUCUCAAAGCAGCUGUAAUUUGGAGGAGACUAGUGAAUAUCCUGCUCCAUUAUGAGAAGACAUAAACCAACAUAAAACAGUCUGGAAGAAGAUUUAUCUAAGAAAAAUCAAACAAUCCUUUAAUAAAACAGAAGACAUUUAGCUUUUAAUAAGGUUUUAGCUAUCCAGGUCUUAAAAAAAAAAAUAAAAAUGAACCGUUACACAAUCAUGAAACAACUGGGUGAUGGCACCUAUGGCAGUGUGUUGAUGGGGAAGAGCAAUGAGUCAGGAGAACUUGUGGCUAUCAAAAGAAUGAAAAGAAAGUUCUAUUCAUGGGAUGAAUGUAUGAAUUUGAGAGAAGUCAAGUCUCUGAAGAAGCUAAAUCAUGCCAAUGUAAUAAAACUGAAAGAAGUCAUACGAGAAAAUGACCACCUCUAUUUUGUAUUUGAAUACAUGAAGGAAAAUCUUUAUCAAUUAAUGAAGGACAGAAACAAGUUGUUCCCAGAGUCAGUCAUCAGAAACAUGAUGUAUCAGAUAUUACAAGGGCUAGCUUUUAUCCAUAAACACGGAUUUUUUCAUAGAGAUAUGAAGCCUGAGAACCUUCUCUGUAUUGGACCAGAACUUGUCAAAAUAGCAGAUUUUGGUUUGGCUAGAGAACUAAGAUCUCAGCCACCAUAUACAGAUUAUGUUUCUACUAGGUGGUACCGCGCUCCUGAAGUUUUGCUAAGAUCGUCUGUUUAUAGCUCACCUAUUGAUAUGUGGGCAGUUGGCAGCAUAAUGGCUGAGCUGUACACACUAAGACCUCUUUUCCCAGGCACAAGUGAAGUAGAUGAAAUCUUCAAAAUUUGCCAAGUGUUAGGGACUCCAAAGAAGAGUGACUGGCCAGAAGGAUACCACCUUGCUUCUGCUAUGAAUUUCCGUUUCCCACAGUGUGUCCCUAUAAGCCUAAAAACUCUCAUCCCAAAUGCAAGCAAUGAAGCAAUACAGCUUAUGAGUGAUAUGCUGAACUGGAAUCCAAAGAAGAGACCUACAGCAAGUCAGGCUUUGAAGCACCCUUACUUUCAAGUUGGCCAGAUUUUAGGACCUCCUCCACAGUAUCUGGAGAAGCAGACUCCUGUGAAACCAGUUCAGCCAACAGAGCCAAAGACAGCUUUACCUAAACUGGAAGCUGUAUCUCAGCCAGAACCUCUGUCUUCACCUGACAUACCUGACAAAACAGAGCCACAGCCCCUGUCAAAGGUUAACCACCAGCCUCUCCAGCAAAUUCAGUUGCCACAGAAUACAGCUAACCAGCAAGUACCAAAACAGCAGCAGCCACAGGCACCCUUUUUUCCAACAAUCAAUAAAAACUCAUUGCCAAAUCAAGCAGCUAGUGGCCCUCAGAAUGGUGCAGUAGGUCCUAAAAGCUGCAGAAGACGAUGGGGACAGACUUUGGUAAAGGCUAUGGAUAGCUGGGAUGACUUGGAUGACACUGAAUUUGGAAUGUCAUGUUCAAAGAAGCCAAGCAUUGCACUGUUAAAAGAAAAGAAAACCAAAGAGUAUCUUUUCAGUGUGCCAGAACCAAAAGCUUCAUGCUGUAUCCAGCCAGGAGGGGAAAAUAAGGUUCUGAUGAGAAAUGAUUCUGGAAGAUCAAAUACAUCAGCAAAGCAGUACUAUUUAAGACAAUCAAGAUAUCUACCUGGUGUAAACCCCAAGAGUGUCUCUCUAGUAGCAGUCAAUAAAGAAGGAUCCCAUGGAACCUGGAACAACCAGUUGUUUUCUAAGCCGCUGGCACAUGCUGGAGGAGGACUAUCUUUCAGCAGAAAUACUACAGAUGAGAACUUAAUUAUACCUAUCGAAAAGCUAUCAUGCAAAGAAAGGUUGAAUGAAAAAUUAGAGGAUCCAAAAGGAAAUCCUGGCUUUGUAAGUGGUGCUGCUUACAACUCAUCAGGAGUAUAUAUCCCUUCCUUUCAUAAAAAAGAAGCUGGAUCAGCUGGACAACGGAUACAGCUAGCUCCUCUUGGUGUACCUGUAUCAGAUUAUUCCUGGAAAACCAAAGCUGCUCGUGCUCAGUUACCAGGUCCAACUUUCAAUCCAGCAGCAAAAAACAUGACUAUUUUAACUCGCUCACCAACAAGUCAGCCAGUACAUGGAAGAACAGACUGGGUGGCCAAAUAUGGAGGAAACAGAUAGAAAAUGCCAUCCUGUAUAGAUAUUAUGUGAGCUGUGUUCAGUUCUCCUGCACUGGAAACCUGAUAUGCCUGUUUGCUCCAACUUUUCAUAAGACUAUGCAAUAGUAAAGAAGAAAAAAAAGACCUUGUGUUCCAUUACCCAUGGAAGAAAAAUAUAAUACAAUGUAAACCACUGUAAGUAGGCUAUAAAGUAGGAUUUAUUGAAGUAUUGUAUAACACAUAUUGCCAAAACUACUGAGAAUUAGAUUUCACUUGCUGUUUUUCUAGAGAUGGAUCUCCUGUCCUCAUACUCUUGAAACAACUGUUACUCGCCCAAUGCAACGUCCACUAGUGGCAUAGACUUGCUUUGAUGUACAAAAGCAGCUAGAAGCAGGGCUGAAGCAAAGCAAGCAGCACCAGGCUUUCAGGUAUUAGCCUGGUUUCUUAUCAGAAAGAUGAGAGUGAAAGCACAGAUCAGGCUUGGUGAAGAACACCAGGUUCAUAUCCAAGGCCUGCCAAACUCACUUGUACCUAAGAGUUACUUCGGGUCUGUAAUGUGCAAAUAUUUGUAAUAGCAGUGAAAACUUAACUCCCUGUAGUAUGACUUAAGCAGUCCACUGAUAAAUACCACACAAGAAAACUUGGUCCAUAUAUGGCCACAGAAUGAUACAGCAACAUUGGAAAAUAGCUAAACAAGUACUGAAAGCUAGACUUACCUCACCAAGCUGUGGUAAAGCCUAAAAAUUAGAUUCUAUUCUUAUAAUUAACUUAUGACCAUUUUUGGUCAAAGAUCUGUGGGUAUCUGUCUUGUUAAGGGUGUGUCACAGUGAUAUUUUAAGGAGCCUGAAUCACUGCAGUCUGUCAGUCAUUUUAAGGGUGAACUGGCCAAAAAGGUGUAAGUUAUCAGUAAACUCCUGUUUCUACAUGUCUUUAUUGGAUGACCAGACUAAACUACAGAAGCUUAAUGAGGUACAUGAGAGAGGAUAUUGGGCUGUUCUUCAGAGAUGCUGCUUUCUGGUUUAGAUCUUUAAGGCCAACUUAGUUACCUGAAAACACAUACAGACUUUAAUAACGGAAUACCUCAAUGUUUAUAUGUUCAUUCAGUACCUUCCCUGACAUAUAUCUUAAGUUUGAUAGUAAUAUCCCACAAAGGACCUUGCAGUGUACAAUAAAUUGUUUUUAGGAUGUUGAGCUCAGCUAAUUCUGUUAACAACUGCAUUUAGAAUAGAUGCUUUAGACUUAGUAGUUACAUUAAACAUGCCUUUUUAAAUUACAAAACUUGUAUGUUCUUUAAAGAUGUAAAGCUGUUAAUGAUUACUUUCAGUGUUGUAAAAAAAAAUGUCUUUGUAUAGCUUUUAUAACUGCAUAUAAAAAUGUAAAUUCCUGUUGUCGA